Molecule: messenger RNA, 609 nt
Organism: Eimeria maxima
Lineage: Eukaryota; Apicomplexa; Conoidasida; Eucoccidiorida; Eimeriidae
Exons: 2
Coding region: 1-609 (202 amino acids)
Source: RefSeq, a predicted model, not a curated record
AUGUGGCGUUUUUCGCGUAAUAUAGCCAUAGCUGCAGCAGCCGUUGCGCUUGCUGGUGAUGUAUCUUCUACAGAUGCAUCUGAAUCUUUAUUAGAGAAUUUAUUGGCGAAUGACGAUGGAUCUGAAUCAACAUCAGCAGCAACAGCAGCAGCAGCAAUAGCAGCAGCAGAAGCAGCAGAAGAGAAGGAACUUGAGAAAGAAAAAGAAGAAAUGGAGAAGAAUCAAUCAAAAGAUGAAUUAUAUAGAGAAGAAGAAGAAGAAAAAGAAGAAAAAGAUGAAGAAGAAAAAAGAAGAGAAGAAGAAGAAAAAGAAAUAGAUAUAAAAGUUGCAGAAAUACAAGCAAUGGAUGAAUCAGACCUUAAAUUAUAUUUACGUAGCUUAUAUUCCCUAUCUAAAGAUGCACAAGAAAAACAACUUUUUCCUCCUGGUUCCCUUGAGGGUAUGCAAGAUAUAUUAAAUAGAUUAAGUAGUAUUGAUGAGGAAAAAAGGGAUGAAAAAGGGGAAGAAGAUAAUGAUGAUUUACCUAUAGAGGGGGAAGGAGAGGAGGAAGACGAAGACGAGGAAGAAGAAAGAGGAGAAGGAGAAGGCAAUAAUGUUGAGGAAUUAUAA